Molecule: messenger RNA, 273 nt
Organism: Sclerotinia sclerotiorum 1980 UF-70
Lineage: Eukaryota; Fungi; Ascomycota; Leotiomycetes; Helotiales; Sclerotiniaceae
Exons: 4
Coding region: 1-273 (90 amino acids)
Biological process (GO): protein insertion into ER membrane
Cellular component (GO): endoplasmic reticulum membrane
Molecular function (GO): protein folding chaperone
Source: RefSeq, a predicted model, not a curated record
AUGGCGACAAGGAAAGAUAUGCGACGGGCUGAUCUCAUCAUCCCCUACCAAGUUCCAGCUGCGAAAGAAUCUCCCAGCGAUUUCGGUGGUACCUUAGGCAGCACUCUGCCAAUGGCAGCAAUGUUCACUCGUAACAAGCUCAUCGGAUGGGCUUCCGUUCUUUUUGCAGUUCAGAAUUGGUUAGGUGAAUCUUCAGAGACGAAGAAGGCUUCCUCCCAACCCGCAUAUUUAUCGGUGGGAAUGUCAUUGAUGGCUCUUGUUAUUGUAAGUUGA